ACCAGCAGCUCCGACCUGGGCGGCCUUCCUGAUGCAGCUGCUCCUGCUCCUCCUGGCCUUCUUCCUGCCCCCUGGGGCAGAGGCAGGGGAGAUCAUCGGGGGCCAUGAGGCCAAGCCCCACUCCCGCCCAUACAUGGCCUUUCUUCAGAUCUGGGACGUGGGAUCUCAGAAGAGGCACAACUGCGGUGGUUUCCUGAUACGAGAAGACUUCGUGCUGACAGCCGCACACUGUUGGGGAAGCUCCAUAAACGUCACCCUGGGGGCCCACAACAUCAAGGAGCAGGAGAAGACCCAGCAGGUCAUCCAUGUGAGAAGAGCCACCCGCCACCCAGCAUAUAGUUCUACCGACCACUCCAGCGACAUCAUGCUGCUGCAGCUGAAGACAAAGGCCAGGCGGACUGCAGCCGUGCGGCCCCUCAAGCUGCCCACUGGCAAAGCCCGGGUGAAGCCAGGGAAGGAAUGCAUUGUGGCCGGCUGGGGCCGGACCGCCCCGGUGAGCAAAGACUCAGACACACUGCAGGAGGUGAUGCUGACCGUGCAGGAGGACAAGGAGUGCGAAUCCCUCGCCCGACCCCCCUAUCGUUACGACAAGACCAUCGAGAUUUGUGUAGGGGACCCAAAGAUAAAGAAGGCUUCCUUUAAGGGGGACUCUGGAGGCCCUCUCAUGUGUGACAAUGUGGCCCAGGGCAUCAUCUCCCAUGGAAAAGGCAAUGGGAUGCCUCCACGUGUUUGCACCAGAGUCUCGAGUUUCCUACCCUGGAUAAAGAAAACCAUGAAAAGGCGCCAACUGCAGGAAGCAGACUCAGCCCCCUCUGUGACUGACCAAGUUCUCUGGACCUGAGUCCACAUUUACAUCACAGGAGGCAGGUGCCAGCAGCUGAAUAAAUGUACGCUAGCUAAA
Molecule: messenger RNA, 901 nt
Organism: Propithecus coquereli (Coquerel's sifaka)
Lineage: Eukaryota; Metazoa; Chordata; Mammalia; Primates; Indriidae
Gene: GZMB
Product: granzyme B (granzyme 2, cytotoxic T-lymphocyte-associated serine esterase 1)
Exons: 5
Coding region: 32-841 (269 amino acids)
Biological process (GO): proteolysis
Cellular component (GO): cytoplasm; intracellular membrane-bounded organelle
Molecular function (GO): serine-type endopeptidase activity
Source: RefSeq, a predicted model, not a curated record